Molecule: messenger RNA, 373 nt
Organism: Saitoella complicata NRRL Y-17804
Lineage: Eukaryota; Fungi; Ascomycota; Saitoellomycetes; Saitoellales; Saitoellaceae
Exons: 1
Coding region: 125-337 (70 amino acids)
Source: RefSeq, a predicted model, not a curated record
UCCACGUAGUAAUCUCAUAAGCUCAAGAGGUGAUUCGGAUGAUGUAAACGCUUUAUCCCGCGCCCUCCAAGCUUACUCCUUUUUCCACAAUCCAAACUCCCGUUCGUCAAGACCACCCUCAAGCAUGGAAAAAGAAGUCAAAGCCCAUAUCGAGCAUUCAGCGGCUUAUGCAGCAUCCGUGAAGCCCAAGUAUCGGAGUAAAGUUCCAACCAUGCCCACAGAGUAUGGCAAUGAACCCAUGCCGCUGAGCUUGCGGUUGAAGAGAGCGCUAACAGCAACAUCCCCAUGGGUCCCGGAGUUAGACUGUGACCGUGUGGGUGAGAGACGUGAAAGGUGAGCACGUGCGCUGAGUUGAUCGAUUGCUGAACAUGGU